UCGAGCGAACUUCUGUGGUAAUAACUUUUCGCGGAAAAACUCGACCUGGCUGGAGGCCGAAUCAACAAUAAGUUCUGUUACUCGACACAUGUUAUCGUUUACUGAUUUUCUGCAGGAAAAAUAGAAAUUCGAAAGAAUAAUCGCGUUAUGGCGGCGGCAGCUGCUCUUCGAGCCGCCAAAGAUGCCGUCAGAAGCGAACUGAAGAAGAAAUUGUCCAGUCUGAGCCUAGAAGAGAGAACCAAACAGUCGAAAAUCGUUGCGGAACAGUUAUUGCAGAACGAACGUUUUAAAGGAAGUAACAGAAUAUCCAUUUAUCUGAGUACUGAACAUGAAGUGCAAACUGAAGGAAUUUUAAAGCAUUUGUUUGAUGUAGGUAAAGAAGUUUUCAUUCCAAAAUAUGAUACCAAGAGUCAUUUAAUGGAAAUGGUAAAGCUACAUUCCAUGGAAGAUUUUUCCACUCUUCCCCUUACCAGUUGGAAGAUAAAACAACCGGCUGAUGAUGAUGUUCGCGAAGAAGCUCUGGCAACGGGUGGUCUAGACUUAAUGUUGGUACCCGGCCUCGCGUUUACAAAGAGAGGUCAUCGGAUCGGACGCGGUAAGGGAUACUACGACCACUACUACAAUAGAUGCCUUCACGAUCCCAACGGCCGUCCUUACACCGUAGCACUGGCAUUCAGAGAACAGAUUCUGCACAGCAUUCCAUUAGAGGAACACGACUUUGUGGUGGACGAAGUCAUAUAUCCGGAAUAAAUCUAGUCUCCGAUUCCGGUCAAGGCGUCUACUUAUUUCUAAAAGAAGGUAGUUUAUUUGUUUAACUACCACAUAAUUAUAUAUAGUAUUUUUACCUGUUUUCUUAUAUACGUGCUAACACGUUACACUUGUCUUCGGUGAAGGUACGAGGCAUUAAUAACUGGCAAUUAAUAGACUAGAAAACAAUCAGUUUAUUUAAGAUAAAUUCAUAUUUCUUUGGAAACUAAUUUUUUCUCAUUAAUUAAAUAAACAAUUUUAUACAAACGUACAAACAAAUUGGGUAAAAUAAUCUUUCUAGACAAUUCAUGAUAUUAAUAUUAUAGAAUUAAAGUUUUGUAAUUUGAAAUCGGUCAGUAGAAUUAAUAAAAAAGACAAUUCAUGCAAUGACUUUUGUCAAAUAGUAAGUGGGAAUUAAUUUUACAUAAAAAUCAAAAUUUAAUACUAUAAUAAUUACAAAUUAAACUUUUUAGUAUAUUAUAUCAAACAGUUGUUUUAUAAUAU
Centruroides sculpturatus (bark scorpion) is the source of this 1251-nucleotide messenger RNA. RefSeq names its product 5-formyltetrahydrofolate cyclo-ligase-like (gene Mthfs). Gene Ontology annotation, molecular function: 5-formyltetrahydrofolate cyclo-ligase activity. Gene Ontology annotation, biological process: tetrahydrofolate interconversion; folic acid-containing compound biosynthetic process. Gene Ontology annotation, cellular component: mitochondrion. The transcript has 4 exons. The coding region runs from base 148 to 750 and encodes 200 amino acids. The record is from RefSeq and is a predicted model, not a curated record. Lineage: Eukaryota; Metazoa; Arthropoda; Arachnida; Scorpiones; Buthidae.